This is a messenger RNA of Brugia pahangi, 270 nucleotides long. NCBI's taxonomy places the organism in Eukaryota, Metazoa, Nematoda, Chromadorea, Rhabditida, Onchocercidae. The record is from the annotation of a GenBank genome assembly.
AUGUCUCUGUUUUCUUUAUUCAUUUUCUUGUUAAGAAAUUUUUUUAUUGUGAAUGGUUGUCCUACACAACUUUUUAAUAACUCAAGCUUAAUAUGCACAAGAUGUUUGUGGGCGAAGAUCAUCAAGAACUCAGCUAUGCAUCCGACAAUGCAAGAUGGCUGUUCAUUUCACUACAGUCUAUUAUUAAGUUCAUCAUGUCACUCACUGUCAGAAGAUUUCCAUUCCUUACUUGUGUUCACGUUAACAGUUAAAACUAACUAUCGUUACUAA